UCCUAUUAGAAUCAAGUUAUUCGUUUCACAUUCUGCAAUCAUGUUAGACUUAUGGAAGCUACUUGCGGCAAUUUUUGUCCUAACUUUGACUUUGAGCCAAGCUGCUGUGGGCCGCCAAGAGACUGGCGACAGACUAAGUCUCACCGGCAAUGAGCGUCUCACCCGAAACUCAAAGUUAGAAUUGUUAAUUGACAGCUUCAGAGACGUAAUGCGGAAUGGAAAUGAUAGCUUAAGAAUCCCUGUUCUGGACCCAUACGAGGCCGACAAACUGAUAAUUAAAUUAGAUGAAGAUUGUCUCACAAUCAACAAUAAAUUAUCAAAUAUACGAAUGGAUGGACUUGCCAAUUAUACAAUUGAUACGGCAACCUUCUCUCUCCUCAGAAUGAGAAUUAGAGUUGCUUUAACUUGGCCAAUCUUGCCCAUUUCUACUGAGUACGAUAUCGAAGCUAAUUCAGGUGUUCUUCCUAUUUACGGAUCCGGAACCAUCAAAUUGAAUGCCAAGAACGUGACUUUCUCUUCCGUGACUACAGUCGCAGUAAAUUCAGAAUUGUCAGUUUACGUCCGCAGCUUCACCUCCAAAUUGGCCUUAGAAGCUCUAGACUUUACCAUUACUGGACUAUAUAAUUCCGAGAAGACAUCAGAGCUUACAAGUACUAUCGUAUCCGAUAACGCACCUCAAGUCGUUGAGAAAUAUCAGGAAAUAUUGACCGGAAGACUAAAUAUAAUCAUCGUUGAUAGAAUGAACAAAAUAUUCAAUAAUAUGUCUCUCUCUGAUUUUAUCAACAUCAUCACUUAAUGUUCUAGCCUGUGAAAAAAAAAAGAAAUAGAAUAUAAAAUUCAUUUGGCUUGAUUAAUUAUAGAAUAAAUACCUUUCAAUUUGU
Cephus cinctus (wheat stem sawfly) is the source of this 881-nucleotide messenger RNA. RefSeq lists its product as uncharacterized. The record is from RefSeq and is a predicted model, not a curated record. NCBI's taxonomy places the organism in Eukaryota, Metazoa, Arthropoda, Insecta, Hymenoptera, Cephidae. The transcript has 6 exons. The coding region runs from base 41 to 796 and encodes 251 amino acids.